This is a messenger RNA of Bipolaris zeicola 26-R-13, 1176 nucleotides long. RefSeq lists its product as uncharacterized. The record is from RefSeq and is a predicted model, not a curated record. Gene Ontology annotation, molecular function: cyclin-dependent protein serine/threonine kinase activity; RNA polymerase II CTD heptapeptide repeat kinase activity; cyclin binding. Lineage: Eukaryota; Fungi; Ascomycota; Dothideomycetes; Pleosporales; Pleosporaceae. The annotation marks the transcript as partial. Gene Ontology annotation, biological process: transcription elongation by RNA polymerase II; positive regulation of transcription elongation by RNA polymerase II; protein phosphorylation. The transcript is spliced from 2 exons. Gene Ontology annotation, cellular component: cyclin/CDK positive transcription elongation factor complex; nucleus.
AUUACAAAGAAACGAGAAAAGCCACGACCUACACUAGCCCCAGAGCAUGCAGCCUCGGAAUCGGUGUACUACAGGAAACCCGGCAAUGAGUCAGUGGUUGGAUCAGGCACGUAUGGAAAGGUCUUCAAAGGAGUGCAUGUCUACACAAAGGAUAUGGUUGCACUAAAGAAGAUUCGUAUGGAAGGCGAACGCGAUGGCUUUCCAGUCACCGCCAUUCGCGAGGUUAAACUAUUGCAAUCUCUCAACCAUCCCAACAUUGUUAACCUCCGUGAGGUGAUGGUGGAGAAGAAUGACUGCUACAUGGUCUUCGAAUACCUUUCCCACGAUUUAACCGGCCUUUUAAACCAUCCGACAUUUAAACUUGAAACAUCGCACAAGAAAGACCUUGCAAAGCAACUCUUCGAAGGUCUUGAUUAUCUCCAUCGACGUGGGGUUUUGCAUCGCGAUAUCAAGGCGGCCAAUAUUCUCGUGUCUAACACCGGACAACUAAAACUGGCUGAUUUUGGUCUCGCCCGUUUCUACUCGAAGAGUGGUAAGCUGGACUACACCAAUCGCGUUAUCACCAUCUGGUACCGGUCCCCUGAAUUGUUACUUGGAGAAACACAAUAUGGCCCAGCGGUCGAUAUCUGGUCAGCAGCAUGCGUGCUUGUGGAGAUUUUCACGCGACACGCCAUUUUCCCGGGUGAUGGUGGAGAAAUCAAUCAGCUUGAAAAGAUUUACAACGUCCUUGGUACGCCAACAGUACAGGAUUGGCCUGGCAUCGUGGACAUGCAGUGGUUUGAGCUGCUACGCCCAACUGAACGUAAGAAGUCGACGUUCGCAGAAAAGUACAAGGACCGUGUCAGCCCUAUGGCUUUCGAGUUGCUUCAGGCAAUGUUCUUAUUUGACCCAAAUGCACGGCCGGCGGCGGCCGACGUGCUCGAGCAUCCUUUCUUCACCAGCGAGGCUCCUGCGCCAAAACGAGCUGAGGCGUUGAAAGAACUUGAAGGGGAUUGGCAUGAAUUCGAAAGCAAAGCACUUCGGAAAGAAAAAGAAAAGCAGGACAAGGAGGCGCGGCGGGCUGCUCGCGAGGAAAAAGACAAUGCAAGAAAAGAUGAGGGCAAGCGACGAGCGGAUGCAGCGGUGGGUGAAGAGAGAGAUGCUAAGCGUGCGAAGAGCGGAGAUGUCACAGCAUAG